This is a messenger RNA of Poecilia latipinna (sailfin molly), 1977 nucleotides long. RefSeq names its product ras-related protein Rab-26-like. Gene Ontology annotation, molecular function: GTP binding; GTPase activity. The transcript has 8 exons. NCBI's taxonomy places the organism in Eukaryota, Metazoa, Chordata, Actinopteri, Cyprinodontiformes, Poeciliidae. Bases 404 to 1120 code for a protein of 238 amino acids. The record is from RefSeq and is a predicted model, not a curated record.
UUUUCUUAAAAAGCCAAAACAUAUUUUUGGCUCUAUGUAAUGUUAAUGUGAUUUAUUAACAUUAAGUUGUUAGUGUUAUUGUUAUGAUUAUUUUAAGUCUAGUCUUUCGCAUCGAGACGAAAGCAACACGCUGCGAGACAGCGCGAGCGUAAACAGUCCUCAGCUUUCUCACAUCCAGCUGCACCAGCGGGACAACAGCCGCCCCUCCUCAGAGCCAGAGCGCUGACGCUUUUCUUCUUUUUUUAUUUUACGCACAGCCAUGAUUCUGACGCACAGGUGAACUUCUCUUCCCUCAACCGCGCAGCAGCAACAACUUAACGUGGAGUAAAGUGUUUUCCUCUCUAACCAACCCGAAACUUCACGCGCUCCUCACUUGAAAAGCUUAAAAGUUGAACUCAGAGCCAUGUCCAGGAAGAAGGCAGCGAAGGGCAAAGGGACCUCCAAGAGCCCAAAGGCGUCUCCGAGCAGCGGGCGGACGGCGAAGGGUCUGGCCGCAGCCGGCGCUCCGUCCUCGGCUCUGGUCUACCCGAGCAGACCGUCCAUCAGCAACAGCGGCGAGUUUUACGACAUCGCUUUCAAGGUGAUGCUGGUGGGGGAUUCAGGCGUGGGAAAGACCUGUCUGCUGGUCCGCUUUAAAGACGGAGCCUUUUUAGCCGGCAGCUUCAUCUCCACCGUCGGCAUCGAUUUCAGGAAUAAAGUCAUGACCAUCGACAGUGUGAAGGUCAAACUGCAGGUGAGAGAAGAGAAUGUCUCUUUCCUCCCAGCUCUGCUGCUUCUGUAUGACGUCACCAACAGAGCCUCCUUUGACAACAUCAGGGCGUGGCUGACGGAAAUUCACGAGUACGCCCAGCAGGACGUGGUGGUCAUGCUGCUGGGCAACAAGGCCGACUCCACACAUGACAGAAUGGUGAAGCGAGAGGAAGGAGAGAAACUGGCCAAGGAGUUUGGAGUGCCCUUCAUGGAGACGAGCGCUAAAUCAGGAAUGAAUGUGGAGUUGGCCUUCACCGCUGCGGCCAAAGAGCUGAAGCACCGGACCAUGAAGGAACCAGACGAGCCAAAGUUCCAGCUGCAGGAAUAUGUGGACAAAGAAAUGAGGGUCGCUGGCUGCUGCCGGACCUAGACUGCACCCGGUGUGUUGAUCAUGUCGGUACUGAACGCAGCGAAAGAAAGCAGGGAUCUUAUCAUUAUUAUUAUUAUUAUUAUUAUUGAUACUAUUAUUAUCAUUACACUACACAAUAAGCUAGAGUAUGCGUGUGCCUGGGAAUGUCCCUCUUACUUUCUCAGUGACUAUAAGGCCAACUCCCAUAACUCAUCCAUCUGCUGCAACUGUGAAUGUAAAAUAACUUGUGCAUGUCCACACACACACACGUGCACACACACACACACACACACACACACACACAGGCGUUUCAGCUCAGUUCACUGCCUGCAGAAUCUAUGUUGCCCAGAUUUUCAUAUGUGAUGUACAUAUUUUAAAAAUUACAACUCAUUUUGUCUUUUGGGAGCUCAGUGGCAGAAUUCGGUGGUCAUGAUGUUGUAGUUUAUCAAAUCAACAGAAUCGGAUCAAACUCACUGAUGCAGCUAAUCAGCCGUUUCUAAAGUCACUGUGUCCUCUUCUUGUACAGUAUCUAACCUGUUUUAUUGAUAUAUGUGAAACUUGAUCUGAGCCUUUGUCCGUAUUUAUGUGCUCUACAUUUCAUAUUUGAAGACGUGUGAUGAGAUUCGACACUAAACGGCAUUCAGUUUCUCUGUAAUUUUGACCCCAUAUGAAAUGUAAAGAAGCGCAUCAUCAGCAAAAGACUGUACUCUGCACUUUAUCACAACAACACAGAGGAGAGAGGGGGAUUUCAUGAGAUGUCCAACUUAUUUCUGAUGGCUUCAAAUGCUAUGAGUGUAUUUUUAUGGGCAUAAAGUAAAUAACUGGGUAUUCUGUGUAAAGGUUGACUGUAAUAAAAAACGUCUGAUUUCAAACCUCUU